AUGUCACAGAGAAGAGAUUUUGUGGCGAGGCCUGCCGAAGGAGGGACCCAUCUGGCACAUCGGCUGGCAGAACUACGUGAGCAGCUGCAGAACUCCGCUCUGUAUCGGCCGGGCUCUAGCAAACGUCAAUCCCGUUCCGAAAGGGACGAGCGGCGUCAUGACCGAGAACGCCGGCACGAUCGAGUCGAGCGACAAGACCGUCACCCUGGUGGCACCUUCGACCCGUACUCGCGCCAAAACCUUGACCAAGGUCAUGCUUCCAUGACGAAUGGAGCAUUCUCUCGGAUGCAUGGCUCAUCCCGCCGCCAUCGGUCACGAAGAUCUGCAGAAGUUGAUGGUCGGCAUAGGGAGGGACGGCAUCAUUCCAGGCGCAGGAAGUCUGCCUUUACUCUGCAAGAAAUCUCGACCAUGGCGAGGGGAGACGCAAGCGGAUCUCGGUCCAGGCGUUGGGAUGCCUCCUGGCAAGCAACUGGCAAGAAGGAGGCGCCCGUCUUCACGGUUCCCGAGGACGUAGCUCGCGAAUGGCAGGCAAGGCACUUGCAUGCCUCUCGCAGCCGCAGUCAGCGACGUCAGCAGGGGCAGGAGAUUCGUGAUGGAAAGGACGGAGGUGGCCGCUACAAGCGUGCUGGUUAUGGUGGCUAUGGCUACGGCCUGGGCCAGGAUGGCGAGGCGCCAGCAUCAGCCCAACCACCGCGCGUGGAAGAAGCGGCACAGGUGGUGGAAGACACCAUCGAGGAGGAGGAGGAAGAGGAAGAGGAGGAAGAAGAGGAGGAGGAGGAUGAUGAUUUCGCGGAGGAUCCGACACUGGACCCGCAAGAUCACAGACACAGAGAAGAGCACAGGCUCUUGCAGGAGCGGCUGAAGCAAGCGCAGCAAGAGCUGGAGCAGUCCAGGCAGCAGCAGGAGGAUGUACGCAAGGACCCUGCGCUCCGAAACGAGGUUGCACAACCGGGGCGGUCGGCAGAGCCACAAGCGCCGGACUUGGCAGAGUUUAGCUUGGACGAGGAUGAUGACGAGGCGGAAGCUGAGGGAGAUGGUGAUGAAGGUGGAUCGGCGGCUGAUGAGGUAGCUCAUGAAGAUCCUUACGUGGAUGCCUUUGAGAUGAACGAUUCUGAUGAUGAGGGAGAGAUAUACCGGGCUGCGUUGGAGAGGGCCGCAAGACAAGCAGGUGACUCGGAACAGCAGGCCGACUCCUCCGACGCUUCCCCUGAUUCCGAGGCGCCACAAGCGCCAGAGACGGAACAAGGAGAUCAGAUGCCUUCGGAGGCGGAGCCCAAACUUCCAGAAGUCGUAGCGGUUACGGCAGCAGCUUCGGCGGCGCCUUCGGCAGCGGCACCGGUGCCACAGGUGAUGCGGAAACCGGAUGCUCCACAAGUGAAGCCACCAAGUGUGGAGGCCAGCACAACAGCUGAGCUCAGACCUGUGAUGCAUGCGGUGGAAGUGCGACAGGCAGCUGCUCCGCGCAGCACACCACCCACUCCUAGCACCCCAAGCCGUGGAAAUGCCAACAAGAAGCCUCGAGUCGUCAACGACUCAGCUCUUGUUGCGGGUUGGCAUGAGCUCCUAGUACGGACGCGGCGUCACCCUGAUUUCCCUGCUGAGUACACUUCGUGCUUUGGCACGGUGGGCCGAAACUGGCUGAAAGCAACACGUGCCAAAGGCCGGUUCGUCCUGGGAAUUGACUGCGAGAUGGUUUAUGCCAAGGAUGACAAGGAUGCUCUGGCGCGAGUGUCUGUGGUGAGCUGCUCUGGUGUCAUCUACGAUGCUCAUGUUCAGAAGCGAGCGGAGGAUGUGUUGGACUACCGGACUCGGAUCUCUGGAGUCGAGGCGCACCACCUCCUUGUGGAGAAUGGAGCCCUGCCCUUUGAGCAGGUUCAGCGGGAGGUACUAGACUUGAUCUCUGUGGAGACUAUUCUGGUGGGUCACUCACUCCACAAGGAUCUGCGUGCGCUGAAAAUUCAGCACGGGAAAAUCGUGGAUACCGCCCUCAUUUUUGCAGUUGAAGGCGGUAGCCAACGAAGACGGCACAAGCUCAACAGCUUGGUCACCCUGAUGAGGCCAAAGGUUCCAACACUCCAGCCUGUACGUCCCGGGGCACAUGAUCCUCGUCAGGAUGCACAAUGGGCUCUGCAGCUGGCGCUGUACGAGGCUUCUAUCCACCCAGCGACUACCAAACCCCUCAAGCUUCUAUCUUUUCCAAAGACCAUUUUCCUCAGUGAGAUUCCGAAGGGGACAUCUGCCAAGGAGUUGCAAGCUUUUUUCGCGCAUGGUACAUGUGCCGAGGUGAACUUCCACCUCCAGUCAGAUACAUCUCACUGGUUGGGAACAACCACAGUCACAUUUCUUUCGCAGGCAGAACGCGACAGAGCGUUUACUGACUUGCCUCGUUUCGUGCGUGUCUAUGUUGGCCCUCUGAGAGAUUGGGCUGGCAGGACCGACACAGCAAAGAUGCAGGCCUCUCUUAAGGAGCACUUCCUGAAGUUCGGCCGAGUACGAAGUUGUCGGGUGAUGGUUCCCAGGGGGUUCUCGUCUGCCCUACCGUCUGGCUUGCUGGAAUGCCAUCCUACGGCUGCAAGGGUGGUGCUUACCAACAAGCAGGCACAGUCCUUUCCAGGGCAUCGAUCGCUCUUCAAAGUCAGCCUUGCAGAAGCAGAGGCCAACGAGACCCGAUGUGCCGUGCCUUUGUCCAAGAACGGAUCCUUCUUGGCACGACUUGGCUGA
Messenger RNA from Symbiodinium necroappetens, 2721 nucleotides. Lineage: Eukaryota; Dinophyceae; Suessiales; Symbiodiniaceae. The record is from the annotation of a GenBank genome assembly.